Molecule: messenger RNA, 1679 nt
Organism: Phalacrocorax carbo (great cormorant)
Lineage: Eukaryota; Metazoa; Chordata; Aves; Suliformes; Phalacrocoracidae
Source: RefSeq, a predicted model, not a curated record
UCCCCGUCCCCUCCCUGUCCCCACACCGUCCCCAUCCCCUCCCUCUCCCCACACCAUUCCCAUCCCCACACUGUCCCCGUCCCCUCCCUGUCCCCACACCAUUCCCAUCCCCACACCGUCCCCAUCCCCUCCCUGUCCCCACACCAUUCCCAUCCCCACACCGUCCCCGUCCCCUCCCUGUCCCCACACCAUUCCCACCCCCACACCGUCCCCGUCCCCUCCCUGUCCCCACACCAUUCCCAUCCCCACACCGUCCCCGUCCCCUCCCUGUCCCCACACCAUUCCCACCCCCACACCGCCCCCGUCCCCUCGCCGCCCCCGUGCCCACGCCGCCCCUCUCCCCUCCCCCAGAGCAUCCUGAAGCUGCUGGUCUCGGGUUCGGGGGGGUCGCGCACGGGGGUGCUGAUCCCCAUCCCGCAGUACCCCCUCUACUCGGCGGCCAUCGCCGAGCUCAGCGCCGUCCAGCUCAACUACUACCUGGACGAGGAGCACUGCUGGGCGCUGGACGUGGCCGAGCUGCGGCGGGCGCUGGCCGAGGGGCGCCGCCACUGCUGCCCCCGCGUCCUCUGCAUCAUCAACCCCGGCAACCCCACCGGCCAGGUGCAGAGCCGGCAGUGCAUCGAGGACGUCAUCAAGUUCGCCUUUGAGGAGAAACUCUUCCUCAUGGCCGACGAGGUGUACCAGGACAACAUCUACGCCGAGGGCUCGGCCUUCCACUCCUUCAAGAAGGUGCUGUUCGAGAUGGGGCCGCCCUACUCGGAGGCGGUGGAGCUGGCCUCCUUCCACUCCAUCUCCAAGGGCUUCAUGGGCGAGUGCGGGUUCCGCAGCGGGUACGUGGAGGUGGUGAACAUGGAUCCCGAGGUGCAGCAGCAGCUGGCCAAACUGGUGUCGGUGCGGCUCUGCCCCCCCGUCCCCGGGCAGAUCCUCCUGGACGCCGUCGUGGCCCCCCCCCAGCCCGGAGAGCCGUCCUAUGAGCUGUUCAUGGCGGAGAAGCAGGCGGUGCUCAGCACCCUGGCGCACAAGGCCCGGCUGACCCAGGAGAUCUUCAACCAGGCGCCCGGCAUCCACUGCAACCCCGUCCAGGGCGCCAUGUACUCCUUCCCCCGCAUCGAGCUGCCGCCCCGCGCCCUGGCCGCCGCCGAGGCGCAGGGUCAGGCCCCCGACAUGUUCUUCUGCAUGAAGCUGCUGGAGGAGACGGGGAUCUGCGUGGUGCCGGGCAGCGGGUUCGGGCAGCGGGAGGGCACCUUCCACUUUCGGAUGACCAUCCUGCCACCCACCGAGAAGCUGCAGGUCCUGCUGGAGAAGCUCAGCGGUUUCUACGCCAAGUUCGUCAAGGAAUACUCCUAACGCCAGCGUCCCCCUCCCCAACCCCGGGACCCCCGCCCCCCCCCGCUGCCCGUCCCCCCCCCAACCAUCGCCCACCACCCCACACUCCUCUCGCCAACCCCCGGGUGCCGCGGGCCGGGACCCUGCCCCGGGUGGUCUUUAGGUGCCUUCAACCUCUUCGUGCCUUCUCUGGGGCGGGGGGGGGGGACACGAGGGCACCCCGUGUCCCGGGGCUGGUCCCGCCCCCACCCAUCGCUGUCCUUGUGUCCCCUGGGGGGGUGUGUGACACAGGGACAGCGGGCAGGGCCAGCUCUUCCCUCAGAAACCCCACUAAUAAACGGGUAGUGACCAGC